This is a messenger RNA of Cannabis sativa, 960 nucleotides long. RefSeq lists its product as uncharacterized. The record is from RefSeq and is a predicted model, not a curated record. The transcript is spliced from 3 exons. Bases 130 to 798 code for a protein of 222 amino acids. NCBI's taxonomy places the organism in Eukaryota, Viridiplantae, Streptophyta, Magnoliopsida, Rosales, Cannabaceae.
GGUUAGAGAGCCCAAAGUUUAUGCUCAUGGAAAUGAAAGUAACGAAGAUGUUAUAAAUAGAAAUUGGCCGGGAUGUUUUUCAUAGUUAUUUGAUCAACAAAACAAGCAUGGAAGGAGGAAGAAUUUUCAAUGUUUCAAGUAGGAAUAUUCAGCCUUCUCUGUCUGAAAAGCAUCAAGACCCUUGUCCUUAUACAUCAUCACCUCUCAAAUCCAAGCUUCAUGGCCAACUAUGGAACCGUCCAAAGGCCGUCCACAACCUCAGCUUCUCCUUCUCUAGGCGAGCCCUACAACCCAAAGAACUCCACAAGAAAGAACCUAUCGGUAUCCGACUUCAAACACCUUUGGCCUUUCAAUAUCCCCACAACCUCAGAAUCUGCAGCCGUAAGAAUCAUCAGAAACCUGGGUGACUUUGGAUUGUUCUAUGCUCUUUUCAUAUGGAUUGGCCUCUUCAUAUCCCUUAUACCAGAAAGAAAAGUCUCAUUGAUUUAUUUGGUGAUUAUGACCUAUAUAACAUCUGUGUACCUUCUGGUGUUGAGGGCACUGCCCAUGUCUAUUGACCUCAAUAGGUUUAUAGACAAAAAAGUUGUCCUUUUCAUUCUGGCUAUAGUGACUAUGGUUGAGCUCAUCUUAACAAAGGCUGGUCUGCAUCUCCUUGCUACUUUGGGUUGUGGUGUUCCAAUAAUUUUGGUUCAUGCAGUUUUUACAAUCCGAAGUGAGCUUUCGGUGGGUGGUGAAGAUGCUGUCGAAGGUGUUCCUCUUAUGAACUCCAGUGAAACAGAAUCAGUUGAUAUAGUUUGAAGAGUUCUCUAUUAAGUGUGGAAUUAAAUAUUUAGUUUUAAUUUUUUUUAAAAAAAAGAGUUUGAAGUUUUAAUUAAAUUUUGCUUUAUUUGUGUACUGUUGAUUCUAAAUACUGCUUAGUUUAGUUUAAGUGUUCUUAAAAGGAUAUUUUUUUAGAGGCUU